AUGAAGUAGCUUCCGGGCGACAGGGUACCAGCAGUAAACAUGGCGGAGGAACUGCUGGAAACAGUGGACAGACUUCAGUCCCGGCUCCUGGAGAAUCCGGAGCCGCGAAAGGUUUUAAAAACUUUCAAAAGACUGGGGGAGCUUCCGAUGACCGUGGACAUACUGGUGGAAACUGGAGUGGGGAAGACUGUGAAUUCUUUCAGGAAACAUGAACUCGUUGGAGAGCUGGCGAAAAACCUCGUAGCCAAAUGGAAGAAACUGGUUCCUCAGUCUGCAGACAGACCCGCCAACAGUCACGCUAAAGAGGCACCGCGGUCACAUGGACACUCUCGAGAACCAGAGGCAGCUGAAGAAGGAGGCCACAGACGAACCAGGGAGCCGUCCCCUGACGAGGAGCCCUCCUACAUGGAAGAGGAGGAGGAGGAGGAGGAGGAGGAGAGAGGUUAUCACACGAACUACUCGCCCUCGCCUCCUCAUCACGAGCAGUACAGCCCUCCGCAGAGAGGAGGAUACCACUCAGACGAGUAUGAGAGCCCCGAGCCCGAGCCCGAGCUUGAACCUGAGCCUGAGCCUGAGCCCAGUCCCCCCCCUCCUCCUUCUCGUAAGGACAUCCGCUACACCAAACCAAGCAAAGAACCCAGCAAAAACCACAAUCACAGCGACAAAAACAGGGACAGAGACGAGGAAAGACGGCAACGCCACGCACAGAUGAGUGGUGAUCGAGGAGGAGGAGGAGGAGGAGGAGGAGGGGGUGGGGGAGGUGACGGAAAGAAACGCAGCGCAGACCGAGACAGACAACAGAGUCCAGUACAAAAGUCCUCAAAACAUAACAAGAAGUCCAGCACGCAUGAGAGUAAGAGGGAGGAGAAGAAGAAAGCAGGAGAUGAGGGGCGACCACGGGUGCCGAAGGACUCUCCACCCAAAGAGGAGGAAGAAGACGACUUUGAGACCCCCACCAUGUCCUUUGAGUCUUUUCUCACGUAUGACGCCCCGAUACCUGUAAAGAAGAAGAAGAAGCCGUCGUCGUUGUCAUCCUCGUCGCACGGCCGGCCGUCUCACUCUGCAUCCUCCACGUCAUCAUCCCAUCGCACACACGACCCUGCGCCCGCACCAUCCUCCUCCUCCUCCUCCUCAUCCUCCAAAGUGAGCAAAGCUAACGGUACUCAGAGCAGCAAGAGGACGCAUUCAGGAUCCAGUUCCGCUGCAGCAACACCUGAGAAACGAAAAAGGGUUGUUGAGGUUGUUGCCACUCUUCCUGACAUCCCUCUGCCGGCGAUUCAACCCAACUACAGACCUCUGCCCUCCAUCGACGUCACACCGCUGUCCCCUCAGAGACGGAAAGUUCCUGUGUGCAACGACGAGGAGGACGCCGGCUUCACGGGGAAGCGGUUCAACUCUAAGAUGGUCGUCUACUCUGGAUCAAAGUCCGCGUACUUGCCCAAGAUGAUGACUCUGUACGAGCAGUGCAUCCGCGUGCUGCAGAACAACAUUGACUCGAUCGCUGAAGUGGGAGGAGUUCCGUUUGAGAUCCUGGAACCGGUACUGGAGCGAUGUACGCCCGAGCAACUGUACCGCAUCGAGCAGAGCAAUCAGUGGUUUACAGAGGACUCCGACGAUCUGUGGAUGCGUCACUGUCAGCGGGACUUUCGGCGGCAGUCUCCUCAGGAGUACGAGUCGUGGAGGGAGAUGUACCUGCGGCUGCACGACGAGCGCGAUGAGCGACUGAGGCUGCUCACUCAGAACAUCUCCGCGGCACACGCCCACAAGCCCAAAGGGCGGCAGGUCAAGAUGGCGUUUGUGAAUUCUGUCGCCAAGCCUCCGCGUGACGUCCGCCGACGACAGGAGAAGUUCGGCACCACGAGCGGUUUGUCCACAGCCGCCACCACCGCGGCUGCGUGUCCCAUCAAAAUAAGACCAGCUACCACAGACUACUCCGGUGAAUCAAGCCGCUCCUCCCAAAAUAACGCUCUGCCUGGCUCGUCUCGCUCCUCUGCACCGGGUGGAGGAGGAGGAGGAGGAGGAGGAGCUGGAGGAGGAGCAGCUGGAGGAGGACAUGCUGCCCGUGACAAACCACAGGUCAAAAAAAUCGCCCCGAUGAUGGCCAAAACUAUCAAAGCGUUCAAGAACCGAUUCUCCCGGCGAUAGUGUGAAUGAGGCUGAAUGUAUUUAAUGAAUUCCAACUGUUUUUAAUUUAAAAGUUUAGAAUAAUGACCAGAAAACCCACCCACACGCCCCCUGUGUAAACAUACACACAGACCAUGAUCUUCUCCCACCAAACAUAUCAAAUGAACUUUUUGGUAGGGGUGGCAUUUUUUUCUCACUCUCUCUCUCUCUUUUUUUUUAAGUGGUGGCAUUUAUUUUAGGAGUCCUGGAAAAAGUAUUUAAAUCACAAAUUACUGUCAUUGGGUGUCACAUCUGUGGAAGGAAGUUAUGUCACUAACUUCUUACUCGAAGUGAGAGGACACACACCCGUACAAACACACCGUCUGUUACGUUUUCUUGCUUUUUUCUCAGCAGAUAUUUUAAAAAGAGAAAAAGCUCAAACUUUUGGGAAAUGCACUCGCAUACUUCGUCACCGCAACUUGGACUUAGAGAGGAUCGAUGCCACUUUCAUGUCUGCACGCUAAAUAUGAAGCUACAGCCAGCAGCGGUGUAGCUAAGCUUAGCGUAAACCAGCAGCAACGUAGCUUAGCAUAAAGACUGAAGAUGGAGGGAAAGAGCUCGCCUGGCUCCGUCACAUCCACCUAAAAAAACCUUCUAACGCUCACUUAUUAACACAUCCUAUUUCUUCCAUUUCUGUCAUACAAACAGGAAAACAUGUGAACUUGUUUUAAACAAUGAGCCUGACUUUUCUUGGCCAGGAAUCCUCGACAGGAAACGGCCAAACUUUAUUUUGCACAAACUACUUGUUAUAUUUCUGCACAACUUCUCGUGUCAAUGAGUGAGCAUUAGACGUACAGGGCGAGCGUCUCUGCUGUUCUCUUCUGUUUCUUCCACGCCUUAUGCUAAGCUAAGCUAACUGCCCACUGGUUGUAGUUAACUAAAUAGUGUAAAGACAAGUUAGUGGGUAUUGAUGUCCUUCUUCAAUGUUUUGGCAAAAAAUGUGUACGUCCCAAAACAUCAAACUUUUCCUUCAUGGUUGAGAGCGUCGGUUCAUUUUUGAUCAGAUGAUGCACUACGUCAGGAAAUCAUGCUCUUAUUUAUAUCUUUUAACGACAUGCGUGGUGCACGGCAGCCAUGGGAUUGAGAUUCUUAACAGAGGCAUCAAGCGGCUGGUUGGAGCUCCACUUUUAAACAAAGCAAACAUAUUUUAACAUGUUUUACACAGCGGUCGUUUUUUUUUUUUUUUUUAUGUUUAGGGAUGAAAUGAGAUUGAUGAACUACACACACACACACACACACACACACACACACACACACACACACACGCAUUAUAUAGACUUUUUUUUAACCCUCCUGUGGCUUCAGAUCAUGUUUUACCUGCUUGUCAAAUGUGUGUAUCUUUGUUUAUAUCUGCUCCACUGUGACAAGCUAGUUUGUGUGAGGGCUGCUGAAGAGACUGCAGGAAGAAGCAAAUCAAGGAAAAAGAACAAUAAGGAAGAAAUAGGAAGAAAAAACAAGAAGUGCAUCAGUCUACAACGAUUAUGAGAUGUAUUUAUUUUCAACACUGGGACCCCACAGAACUGGCCUGAAUGAAAGUAGAUUCCAAAUUGUAAUUUUAUUAGAUUUUAAUAAAUGUUAUAUGGUCAUUUUUAUUAAAAUUGACUUUUGCCCUUAAA
Molecule: messenger RNA, 3779 nt
Organism: Labrus bergylta (ballan wrasse)
Lineage: Eukaryota; Metazoa; Chordata; Actinopteri; Labriformes; Labridae
Source: RefSeq, a predicted model, not a curated record